GACGCGCUGGACUCCACCCCCAGGCUGUGCUGCGCUGUCGCCUCUCAGCUGCUCAGCUCAUUGUUCACGGUGGAGUUUGGAGAGCAGGAACGCCGUGCGAUGGCGGUCGAGCUGCGCUCCAGUGUGAAAUAUGGCACAGUUUUGUCUUUCACCGUGCUGCUGUUGGCUUACUGGUUCCGAUCUCCUCAGUCGGUUCUGGAUGAGAGGCUGGGAGCUGUUCUGUCCUCUUUACUGCGCGCUGAGCGCAAAGCGGGCUUGAGGAACAUCGCCAGACCCCGAGUGGCCAUAGGCUUUGGGGGCUGUGUGGACAUCAUUGUGGAUGGUGUGACAUUGCUGAACAAGAUUGGACUACAUCCGACCGAUCAGCCUCUGCACCAUGACUACAUUGAAAACGUGGAACAGCUUGCUCAGAGUUUUGCCUACUUUUUUGCACCGGGAGCUGCUUCUGAGAGGUUGGUGGUGAAUGAAACACUCUUCAGUCAGCUGGUGGAGGCUUCUCGAGAGUUGCCAGGAAACCGCUGGUCACUUGGGGGUAAUGCCCCAGUGAUGGCAGGCAGGAUGGCCAGCGAGGGCUGUGACGUGCUGCUUGGGGGCAGCUUCAGCCCAGACUUUAAUGACUACCUCUCAGAACGUAUCACAGUGGCAGGUAAAACAGUGGAAGAACCAGAUAUUCAUCUGAUCCUAGAGUAUCCCUCUGGGGCAACAUGGGGACAAUAUACCUCCAGAAGAGCCAACAGGUACAUUAUCCACAGUGAUGACCACAACCCAUACUUAGACUCGAUUGAUGAGUUUGAGAAGAAGCUGCUAAGCUUUAACCCUGACCUGCUGGUGGUGGGAGGACUUCAGAUGAUGGACAACUUUCCAUUCAGGCAAGGAGAGCGUGAGGCUUUACUGAGUCGCCUGGCUCAGCUGCUAUCUUCAGCCUCGCCUCAGACCAAUGUGCAUUUUGAAAUGGCCAGUUUUGUUGAUGAGGCGCUUAUGUCUGACCUGCUAGAGCUUGUUCUGCCUCAUGCUGACUCUCUGGGUAUGAACGAGCAGGAGCUGCCGAACCUGCUAAGCCUUUUGCGUGGCAGCACCGUGACCGUGCUGUCUGACCCCAACCCCCGCGUGGCCACCGUGUUGGACCAGAUGCGUGAGCUUUAUCGAGUCAUCAACCUCAGGCACAGGCAGGCCGGACGCGGUCGACCACUCACAAGGCUACACGUUCACACCCUGGCCUUCCAGGCGAUAAUUGUCAAGCACGGCUCUCAGUGGAAGAACACCAUGUCCGCCACGGCCAAGGCCUCACUCACUGCCAACCGUCAUGUGUGUGGCUCAGCUGACAUCGACCCCAGCAAAGCGCGCCUCAUCUUAGAUGAGUCGUUCUCUGUAAGCAGGAGAGAAGGCAGUCAGCGAAUUUCUCUGCAGGAGUCCCGGCCUGUCUCCUGCUGGACCGAGGAUGAAUAUGAGAUCUGUGUGGCUCCAGUACUUGUGUGCACCGAGGUGUAUCAGACCGCGGGGGGUGGAGACAACAUCUCCGCUGCGGGCCUGGUGCUGCAGAUCUAACAGAGAAAAAGGGAAGUGAACUCAGAAUAACUGGCUCCAUUGUGCAGACAUCCCACAGAUAUGAAGGCUUCUAUUUUAAGCUAUUUUCCUUACACACCAAGUGCAACACCAACGUGUCUUUGUUUCUACGCCUCUCAUAUAAAACCUUCAGAUGUGCGUUUUAAUUUUAUACCAUAGAAUAUUCUUGUGUUUGGUGGCAGUCAUCUCUUAACCAUUAACCAAAUUGCUGGAAAUUUUGAUGUGAAUUGGAUCAAAAUGCUUAUCUAUAGCCUGACCAAGAGUCAAAUGAAUUGAAUUAUCAUUCUUUUACUUGUUAGGUCUCUAUUAAUGUAGGCAUUGUGUUCUUAAUUGAAUUUGUUACAACACACUUAUUAUUAGUGCUUUGUAAUGCCACACUAUUCUACCACUUACUUGACAUGUUCUUCUUUUUAUUUUCUUUCACCUCUUAUGUUUUUUUAAUACAUACAUUUUCUUUUAUACCAAACUUUAUUUAAACCUGAUGGCAUAGAGAGAAUGCAUUUUGGAAAUUACAGCCAGACAUUCAUUCAUUCAUUCAUUCAUUCAUUCUUUCUUUCUUUCUUUCUUUCUUUCUUUCUUUCUUUCUUUCUUUCUUUCUUUUUUGAACUGCAUUUUUUUUGUUUAUUGAAAUAUUAUAGCAAAGCCACUAAACCACCAGAAACAACAACUUCCAUCUCAAAAUCUUGAGAAAUGUUUUAUUAUAAGGACUCAUCACACUAAGAUUUCUCAGUCAACAUAUGGGCACCUGCAGGGAACACCAAAUGCUCUAGUUAUUCAUUUCAUGCUUAUGGUUAAUUAACAGGAAUGUAAAUCGAGCUUAGUAUGUUAUGGGUUUUCCAAACUUCCAUCUUCUUUCAAUCCUCGGUACCUGCAGAAUGAACCAAUUAUCUACCUACCUCCUGUGCCUAUGGAAGAAUUAGUUAUCACAUGAUCUCUAUGAAAUCUGUUGACUGACUAAAGUAUGGAAGGGGUAAAUGUUUUGCUGUUUCCCCAUUUGUCUGAGACACAAGUAGUGUUGGAGACGUCCGAGCCUGUGAGCGUCAUACACAUAGCUGUUGAGAGUCCAUCGUGUCUCAGGGAAAUAUCGAGCCUUGUUAUUAUGAAUUCACAUUGUUUGACUUGGAAGCAGUUAAGCUGAACACAAUAGCAGACUUGAUGAUGUUUAUUCUAGCCUUACUCUUAUUGAGUUUUUAAUGACUGACCACAUGCUCAGAAGUGAAAUAAUUUAAUUUUGCAUGAAGUAAAAAAUAAGCAAUGUUUGUUUUGAAAAUUCCAUGUAUAAUUAUAUGCAUAGGGAUAGUUUUAAGUUUGAGUAAUGAUUGAUGUUUGAGAAUAAAAUGUAGCACAGUAAUGAGCCAUACUUGAGUGCAAGUACACAAAUCUUUUGUGUCUGGUGCGGCAGUGCACAAGCCACCCUUUUACCUGUUCUGUUUUUAUAACUGUACCAAGUUUGAAUGAAAAGAGCUGGGUUACAGGUGAAGAUGUAUGUUUCUGAAUUGCUCCUUUUUAUUUUUAUGUAAUUAAACCUUGCAUUCCAUUUCUGA
Silurus meridionalis is the source of this 3107-nucleotide messenger RNA. RefSeq names its product ADP-dependent glucokinase 2 (gene adpgk2). Gene Ontology annotation, molecular function: ADP-specific glucokinase activity. The record is from RefSeq and is a predicted model, not a curated record. NCBI's taxonomy places the organism in Eukaryota, Metazoa, Chordata, Actinopteri, Siluriformes, Siluridae. The transcript is spliced from 6 exons. Gene Ontology annotation, cellular component: endoplasmic reticulum. Bases 100 to 1545 code for a protein of 481 amino acids. Gene Ontology annotation, biological process: glucose metabolic process.